Molecule: messenger RNA, 2377 nt
Organism: Drosophila sechellia
Lineage: Eukaryota; Metazoa; Arthropoda; Insecta; Diptera; Drosophilidae
Product: organic cation transporter protein
Exons: 4
Coding region: 191-1699 (502 amino acids)
Biological process (GO): transmembrane transport
Cellular component (GO): membrane
Molecular function (GO): transmembrane transporter activity
Source: RefSeq, a predicted model, not a curated record
UUGAUAGUAGAGCGUCGAAGCCCACCAGACGUAGUUCAAAAAGUGCGAGAUUGCGAACAUAGUGUUAUCAAUCAACUUGCUGCGUUAUAUAAUUCGGGCGGUAGACAAGCCCCCGGAAAGUUCCGAUUACUAAUUACAAAUAGAAUUGGUUCUGAUCGCCAUUUAAAUCGGCUCUUUAGUUUUCAGCAACAUGGCCGAUCGACCGCAGGAUCCAAAGGCUCCAAAGCCACUGAAACCCGUCCCCAAGACAGGUGAUCCGAUAAUCUCGCAGAUUGGCGACUUCCGGCGCUACCAGUUGUUCUUUUUCUUCAUCGUUCUACUGUGCAAAUUUGGCACGGGAUGGCACACCCUGGGUCACAUUUUCCUCGCAGCACCGACGCCGUUAUCCUGCAAGACGGAGAACGUCACGGAUCCCUGCAGUGACGAAUGCUCCGAGACCGAGUUCGACACUAGCGUCUUUAAGUCCACCAUUAUAACUGAGUGGGAUCUCACCUGCGAGAGCAAACGGCUGGCCAGCUUGUCCCAAAGUAUCGUCAUGCUGGGCAUCUUGUUCGGCAGUAUUCUGUUUGGCAUGUUCGCUGAUCGGUAUGGACGACGCCCUGCCUUCCUGACGUGCUGCUUCAUGCAACUGAUCACUGGCCUCAUCGUCUGCGUAUCCCCCUACUACUGGUUCUACUGCUUCUUUAGGUUCCUGGUGGCUGUGGCCACGGCGGGAACGAUGACCACCAGUUUCGUCUUGCUGAUGGAAAUCGUGGGACCCCAAAAGCGCGAAAUGGUAGCCAUUCUCUACCAAAUCCCCUUCAACAUCGGCCACGCUUCCCUGGCCCUGUUCGCCUACUUUAUUCGAGAAUGGCGCUAUUUCCAGUUCAGCAUCACCAUUUUCUCGGUCGUGUUCGUGAUCUACAUUUGGCUGGUCCCCGAGUCGCCACGCUGGCUCUUUACCACCGGCAAGCUGGACAAGUCUAUAAAGAUUUUGGAGAAGAUCGCCAAGUGCAAUAGGGCUCCGACGGAAACGAUUCGGCCGGAGAUCGAAACUGCAUAUGCGGCACUGGCAGCCCGCCAGCCGGUCAAAAAGGGCACCGUCGUGGACCUAUUCCGGACACCCUAUAUGCGGAUUAAGACCAUAUUCAUGGCCAACAAUUGGCUUGUGGUUUGCAUGGUCUACUACGGCACCGCUCAGUAUGUCUCGGCGCUGGGCGGCAACAUCUUCAUCAGCAACGCAAUCGCCGCCGGAGUGGGCAUUCCAGGCACCUGCCUCUGUGCGAUCAUGACCAAGUACCUCGGACGCAAGAAGACCCUGCUUCUUUCCAAUGGAUGCAGUGCUUUGGGCUUGAUCCUAUUGGCCUGCCUUUCCACUCAGGCAGAGGUUGUGCGUGUGACCUGCGCCACCAUUGGACUUUUUGGAGCAUCAAUCACCUUUCCGAAUGUCUACUUGUACGGCGGAGAGCUCUUUCCCACUGUUGUGCGUUCCAGUGGAGUUGGUCUCUGCUCGAUGGUCGGACGAAUAGGCUCCAUUGUGGCCCCGCUCAUCGUCGAUCUGGCUGCAUACGGUCUGUGGGUGGCGCCCCUCAUCUUUGGAAUUUUCUCCAUUCUGGCAAUGCUUGGCACAAUUUUCUUGCCGGAGACACGAGGAACUCCACUACCGGAAACACUGGAGGACGGAGAGACAUUCGGGCGUAAAAAUAAGACUCAGGCAUAGGGCUUUUCUUUCAGUGCUGCAUCGGUGUAGCAAGGCGAAAAUUUAAAAUUUUCGAGCCCAGCUAAACUCCUAUUGCCUGGGCUCUAAAAUUAUUAAAUUUCGACUUAAGUUGAGAUUUAUACGAUGCGAUAUGUCAGUCACCGAAAAGCUAAACUGCCGUUCGUGCCUCCAACAAAAUGGGAAAAGCAAAAAAAAAAUUGAAAAAUCUAGCGAAUGCAAAAGGUAAUUACCGCGGAGUAACUUCCACUUCGUGAUUAUUAAAACUGGGUUAGCAGUCUGAAUCCAGUCUCAAUCGUAGCGGUUCUCCAACUGCCUUAAUGUCGAGGUGCAAAGCAGCCAAAUAGCUAACUGGCAGACCCGCCAAGUGACUGGGGGGAAUGCAAGCUUCGCAUGUGAACCCAAUCGAUAGCAGCUAAGAACAAUUAAAUUUUAUAGUAGAAUUCAAGCAGAAGUGGGAACUGUUUCUCCGGACCGAAGUGCAUCUCAUAAGGUUUCUGUGGGCAAACGCGAGGUUGUCAAUCUGGAAUAUUUGUAUCAGCUGUCGCUAUAAGUAAAAUCUGUACCAUCAGAUCAAAUGUAUGAAACAUUUAUUCGGUUGUUACGUUAAUAGUUUAAAACCCAUGCAAUGUAAUUUUGAAUCGAAUAAAUUGCAUUUUAGCAUUUCAUUUAAUAAAACAA